This is a messenger RNA of Morone saxatilis (striped sea-bass), 4799 nucleotides long. RefSeq names its product disco-interacting protein 2 homolog C-like. NCBI's taxonomy places the organism in Eukaryota, Metazoa, Chordata, Actinopteri, Moronidae. The record is from RefSeq and is a predicted model, not a curated record.
GGGACAUCACUCAGAAGGGUUAUGAGAAGAAGAGGCACAAGCUGAUCAGGGCAUAUGUUCCACAUGCUGGAGGUAUGGAAGGGCCCAUGUCUCAUCGGGCCCCGCUCGGCCCUCCGUCUGCCGCCCGUUUCCACCGACGGCGAACCUCCGGCACCAGAGAUGAACGCUACCGAUCAGACGUCCACACCGAGGCGGUGCAGGCCGUGUUGGCUCGACACGUGGAGAGGAAGGUGGCGGUGCCGAUGCCUUCCAAGAGACGCUCGCUGGUGGUGCAGACCUCCAUGGAUGCAUACACGCCUCCAGGCCUGUCGCCCCUGUGCUCAGACUCGUCGUCGGGCUCAGAGGAGGAGGCGGGGCCAGGCGACGACAUGUCGGGCAUGGAGCACUGGAUGAGCCGCCCUUCCCAGUUAGGCCCCGCCCACCUGGGCUCCACCUCCUCCUCGUCCUCGUCCACGCAGAGCGGAGGCAGUGGCAACGCCGGGCGGCUGGCCGACUCGCUGGCGCACACGCACAUCUCGCACCUGGCGCACACGCACCUGGUGCACACGCACCUGGGCCAGUCGCACCACCAGCAGAGCCACCUGUCGCAGUCACACCACGGUAUCGGCCACCUGUCCCUGAAGAGGAAGGGAGCUCUGAGUGUCGCAGAGAACGGAGGAUCUCUGCGACGAUCCUGUGAGUUUGGCUCUGACAUGCUGUGGCCGCCGCCGCUGGAGUCAGACGAGAAUCACUCGACCCCCCCGGAUGUGACGGGCUACUCGUCAGACUCGUCCCACUCCCACCACACCGAGCGUCACCACAUGGCCAAUAUGGGAACCAUUGCCAGGAACACGCAGAAGUACGGCAACGCAGAGCGCAUGGAGACGGGCGAUGGUGUUCCAGUCAGCAGUCGCGUGUCCGCUAAAAUCCAGCAGCUUGUGAACACGCUGAAGCAGCCUCGCAGACCUCCACUACGAGAGUUCUUUGUCGAUGACUUUGACGAACUUCUGGAGGUCCAGCAGCCGGACCCCAAUCAGCCGCGGCCGGAGGGGGCGGAGAUGAUGCCAGUGCGGGGCGAGGCGCUGGGUGUGGUCACCAACUGGCCCCCGUCCCUGGAGGCUGCGCUGCAACGCUGGGGAACGAUCUCCCCCAAAGCCCCCUGCCUCACCAGCCUGGACACGGCAGGGAAGCCCCUCUACGUCCUCACAUAUGGAAAGCUGUGGUCUCGCAGCAUCAAGCUUGCCUACAACAUCCUCCACAAACUGGGCAGCAAGCAGGAGCCCAUGGUGCGACCGGGUGAUCGGGUGGCGUUGGUGUUUCCUAACAACGACCCUGUGGCCUUCAUGGUGGCCUUCUACGGCUGUCUGCUGGCUGAGGUGGUCCCGGUUCCUAUAGAGGUCCCACUGAGUCGCAAGGAUGCCGGCAGUCAGCAGAUUGGAUUCCUGUUGGGCAGCUGUGGCGUUACCGUGGCGCUGACCAGUGACGCCUGCCACAAGGGCCUGCCCAAGAGUGCAACAGGAGAGAUCCCACAGUUCAAAGGUUGGCCAAAGUUACUGUGGUUUGUUACGGAGUCCAAGCACCUUUCCAAACCUCCCAGAGACUGGUUCCCUCACAUCAAAGAUGCAAACAACGACACUGCUUACAUAGAGUAUAAAACCUGUAAGGACGGCAGCGUGCUGGGAGUCACAGUGACGAGGAUCGCUCUGCUCACACACUGCCAGGCUCUCACCCAGUCCUGCAGCUACACCGAGGCGGAGACCAUAGUGAACGUUCUCGACUUUAAGAAGGAUGUGGGCCUGUGGCACGGCAUCCUGACGAGCGUGAUGAACAUGAUGCACGUGAUCAGCGUCCCCUACUCGCUGAUGAAGGUCAACCCUCUGUCAUGGAUCCAGAAAGUCUGCCAGUACAAAGCCAAGGUAGCGUGUGUGAAGUCCAGAGACAUGCACUGGGCUCUGGUGGCCCACAAAGACCAGAAGGACAUCAACCUGAGCUCGCUGCGCAUGCUGCUGGUGGCCGACGGAUCAAACCCUUGGUCCAUCUCCUCCUGCGACGCCUUCCUCAACGUCUUUCAGACUAAAGGGCUGAGGGCCGACGUCAUCUGUCCCUGCGCCAGCUCCCCCGAGGCCCUGACAGUGGCCAUCAGGAGGCCGGUGGAGGACAGCAGCCAGCCUCCGGGUCGAGGCGUCCUGUCCAUGCAGGGUCUGACCUAUGGGGUCGUCAGGGUCGACACAGAGGAACGUCUCUCAGUGCUCACUGUGCAAGAUGUUGGCACCGUCACACCCGGAGGCCUGGCGUGUGUGGUGAAACCAGAAGGCGUCCCUCAGCUCUGUCAGACAGAUGAGAUCGGUGAGCUCUGUGUCUGCUCCAUCGCCACCGGCACCUCCUACUACGGCCUCACCGGCAUGACCAAGAACACUUUUGAGGUUUACCCGGUGAGCGGCAGCGGGGGUCUGGUCAGCGAGUACGCCUUCGUGCGGACCGGUCUGCUGGGCUUCAUCGGCCCGGGCGGCCUCGUCUUCAUCACCGGCAAGAUGGACGGACUCAUCAUGGUGAGCGGGCGGAGGCACAACGCCGACGACAUCGUUGCCACGGCGCUGGCGGUGGAGCCGAUGAAGUUUGUCUACAGGGGCAGGAUAGCCGUGUUCUCCGUGACGGUGCUGAGGGACGAGAGGAUCGUGGUGGUGGCCGAGCAGAGACCCGACUCCACAGAGGAGGACAGCUUCCAGUGGAUGAGCCGCGUGCUGCAGGCCAUUGACAGUAUCCACGGAGUGGGUGUGUUCUGCCUGGCUCUGGUCCCGGCCAACACUCUGCCCAAGACCCCUCUGGGCGGCAUCCACCUGUCAGAGAUCAAGCAGCUGUACCUGGAGGGGGGGCUGCACCCCUGCAACGUCCUCAUGUGCCCCCACACCUGCGUCACCAACCUGCCCAAACCCCGGCAGAAACAACCAGAGAUCGGACCUGCCUCUGUGAUGGUGGGGAAUCUGGUGUCAGGGAAGAGGAUCGCUCAGGCCAGCGGCAGAGAUUUGGGACAGACUGACGACAACGACCAGUUCCUGUUCCUGUCGGAGGUUUUGCAGUGGAGAGCUCAGACCACACCAGACCACGUCCUCUACACCCUGCUCAGCUCCCGGGUAACACCUCUACACAUUAUCUACAGUGGACUACAAUUGUAUCAUAGGGCAGAGCGAGUGGCGGCUCUGCUGAUGGAGCGAGGAGGUCUGCAGGAAGGAGACCACGUCGCUCUCGUCUACCCACCGGGUAUAGACCUGAUUGCAGCCUUCUACGGCAGCCUGUACGCCGGCUGUGUUCCCAUCACGGUGCGACCGCCUCACCCUCAGAACAUCUCCACCACGCUGCCCACCGUCAAGAUGAUUGUCGAGGUCAGUCAUUCAGCCUGUGUGAUGACCACGGCAGUCAUCUGUAAACUGCUGCGCUCUAAAGAGGCCACGGCCACAGUGGACAUCAGGAACUGGCCGCCGGUCCUCGACACUGAUGACCUGCCAAAGAAGAAGCCUCCAGCUCUCUAUAAGCCCACCAACCCUGACGGUCUGGCCUAUCUGGACUUCAGCGUGUCCACAACCGGCAUGCUGGCUGGAGUUCAGAUGUCCCAUAAUGCAGUUGGGGCCUUCUGUCGGUCGGUGAAGCUGCAGUGUGAGCUGUACCCGUCCAGAGAAGUGGCCAUCUGUCUGGAUCCCUACUGCGGCCUCGGCUUUGUCCUCUGGUGUCUCUGCAGUGUGUAUUCUGGCCACCAGUCCAUCCUGAUUCCCCCGGUGGAGCUGGAGUCCAACCCGGCGCUGUGGCUGCUGGCCGUCAGCCAGCUGAGGGUGCGAGACACCUUCUGCUCCUACAGCGUCAUGGAGCUCUGCACCAAAGGACUCGGCCUGCAGACCGAGGCACUCAAGGCUCGCGGUCUGGAUCUGUCCCGUGUUCGUGCCUGCGUGGUGGUGGCGGAGGAGAGGCCCAGGAUGUCGCUCACGCACUCCUUCUCUAAGCUCUUCAAAGACCUCGGCCUUCACCCACGAUCUGUCAGCACAGCCUUCGGCUGCAGGGUCAACCUGGCCAUCUGCCUGCAGGGCACUUCAGGGCCGGACCCCACAACUGUGUACGUGGACAUGAGAGCGCUGCGACAUGACAGGGUUCGUUUGGUGGAGAGAGGUUCUCCUCACAGUCUGCCGUUAAUGGAGUCUGGAAAGAUCCUUCCCGGAGUUCGGAUCAUCAUCGCAAACCCGGAGACCAAAGGACCGCUGGGAGACUCUCACCUCGGAGAGAUCUGGGUGCACAGCGCUCACAACGGCAGCGGCUACUACAGCGGUUACGGCGAGGAGGUUCUGCAGUCCGAUCACUUCAACUCCAGACUCAGUUUUGGAGACACUCAGACGGUCUGGGCCAGGACGGGUUACCUGGGCUUCCUCCGCCGCACCGAGCUCACCGACGCCAACGGAGAGAGACACGAUGCUCUGUUCGUCGUGGGAGCCCUGGAGGAGGCCAUGGAGCUGAGGGGAAUGAGGUACCAUCCCAUCGACAUCGAGACCUCCGUCAUCCGCGCCCACAAGAGCAUCAUGGAGUGCGCGGUCUUCCCCUGGACCAACCUGCUGGUGGUGGUGGUGGAGCUGGAGGGCUCCGAGCAGGAGGCCCUGGACCUGGUUCCCAUGGUGACCAAGGCGGUGCUGGAGGAGCACUACCUGAUCGUGGGCGUCGUCGUGGUGACGGACAUCGGCGUCAUCCCCAUCAACUCCCGCGGCGAGAAACAGCGCAUGCACCUCCGCGACGGCUUCCUACAAGACCAGCUGGACCCCAUCUACGUGGCCUACAACAUGUAG